Naumovozyma castellii is the source of this 1359-nucleotide messenger RNA. It is a transcript of the gene TYR1, whose product is annotated as prephenate dehydrogenase (NADP(+)). The record is from RefSeq and is a predicted model, not a curated record. The transcript has a single exon. Lineage: Eukaryota; Fungi; Ascomycota; Saccharomycetes; Saccharomycetales; Saccharomycetaceae. The coding region runs from base 1 to 1359 and encodes 452 amino acids.
AUGGACACACAGCAUUGCAUCAUGUCGGAGCAACAACAACUGAUCGAAGAAUGGAAGAGGGAAAAGGUGGUAGGGAUCAUUGGUCUCGGUGAUAUGGGUCUACUGUACGCCAACAAAUUUUCUGAUGCCGGUUGGAAAGUGGUUUGUUGCGAUAAAGAAGAGUUCUAUCCAGAGCUGAAGGAGAAAUACAGCCAUGCCAAAUUUGAAGUAGUGCUAAAUGGACAUUAUGUUUCUAGAGUUAGUGAUUACAUUAUCUAUAGUGUGGAAGCUGCCAAUCUUGAUAAGAUUAUUUCGUUAUAUGGUCCUUCCUCCAAAGUUGGUGCAAUUAUAGGUGGCCAAACAAGCUGUAAGAGUCCUGAAAUUGCAGCUUUUGAAAAAUAUUUGCCACCUGAUACAGAUAUUAUUACUGUCCAUUCAUUACAUGGACCAAAAGUUAACACAGAGGGACAACCUUUAGUCAUUAUUAAUCAUAGAUGUAGGAAUAUAUUGCAUCUUCAAUUUGUCGAGAGUAUCAUGUCAUGCUUAAAGAGUAAACACGUCUACUUAACAUUUGAGGAGCAUGAUAGAAUUACUGCGGACACACAGGCUGUAACACAUGCUGCGUUCUUGAGUAUGGGCGCUGCUUGGGCAAAGUUACAAGUGUAUCCUUGGGCUCUUGGUAUUAAUAAAUGGUACGGUGGAUUAGAAAAUGUGAAAGUUAAUAUUUCAUUAAGAAUUUACUCAAAUAAAUGGCAUGUGUAUGCCGGCUUAGCAAUUACAAACCCACAUGCACAUCAGCAAAUUUUACAAUAUGCCACUAGCGCGACUGAACUGUUUACACUCUUCUUAGAUCAUAAGAAAGAGGAGCUUAUUGAAAGGUUGAAUAAGGCUAAAGAAUUUGUGUUUGGUAACCACACUGGACUACUGUUAUUAGAUGAUUUAAUUCUAGAAAAGUAUUCCUUAUCUAAGAAUAAACCUACUGAUGAUCCUACAACUAAGUCACUGCCACUACCUAACUCACAUUUGUCUCUGUUGGCAAUUGUUGAUUCAUGGUAUAAAUUAGGCAUAAAUCCAUAUGAUCAUAUGAUUUGUUCAACUCCUCUGUUUAGAAUAUUUUUAGGUGUUUCAGAAUACUUAUUUUUGCAACCAAAUUUAUUGGAACAGACCAUUGAUGCUGCCAUAGACGAUCAUUCAUUUAGAAGAGACGAUUUAGAAUUUGUUGUGUCAGCUAGAGAAUGGAGUUCUAUUGUUUCGUUUCAAAAUUUUGACCUUUAUAAAAAACAAUUUGAAACAGUGCAAGAGUUUUUCAAACCCAUGUUUCCAGAGGCUAAUCAAAUUGGUAAUGAGAUGAUAAAGACUAUUCUAAGUCAUUCAAAAUAA